Molecule: messenger RNA, 1659 nt
Organism: Paraphaeosphaeria sporulosa
Lineage: Eukaryota; Fungi; Ascomycota; Dothideomycetes; Pleosporales; Didymosphaeriaceae
Exons: 1
Coding region: 101-1396 (431 amino acids)
Biological process (GO): spliceosomal tri-snRNP complex assembly
Source: RefSeq, a predicted model, not a curated record
CCAUGACACGCGCUUCUCCGCUCAUCCACAGGCUUAACGGCGCUCUCCUCUCAAGAUUUUCCGCCACACGGCCUUCGAAUCGCUGUUCCACGUCUCCCGCAUGGACCCUGCGUCGCAGACGCAUUGCGUCCUUCUCCUAGACCUGCCUGCGAAUGCUUUGGGCGGUAUCGACUUGCUAUCCUUCACCACCACACCCCGCUUCAAAGGUGUGAAAAACUUACCCCCUGGCCUGCAUUUCGUCUUUGCUGCUAGCGACUCGUCUCUUUCCGUGAGACAUGGAGCCUGGUUCUACGUUUCUCCGGGAUCUGGUCCCCCGCAGGUCUUCAUCAAGAGGUGGAACCCCCAAAACGAAGACCUGGUAGCAGAGACCUCGCAAACAGAGCUCCUCAAGUGGAAAGCGAAUCUAGGUGCGCUUUGGAAGGAUGGCCUGACUCCUUACCGCCAAACAGUUCACGCAAGCGACACAGCCGAAGAUGAUAGUGUCGAAGAGUCGUCAGACUGGGUCCAGCUUACCUCGCGUAUCUCACAGUCUUUGCUCACCAGAAUAUGCGGCCUCAAUCCAGAUCAUUGGGCCCUCACGUCCGCUUCUUCCGCGGCCCAGGAUUUGGAGAAUAUACCAGGCCUGGAAGCCAGCAACAGUUUUCUUCAUCCUGAGAAAGAGCUUCGAUUCUUUCCGGUAGAUCUCAAGCAGACCUGGCGAGAAGGGGCAACAGGACGGGAGCGCACGGAAGCAGCCCAAGAUCGAUCAUGGGCCCUGGGCAAUUUGAUCGAAAAGCAUGGUAUCAGCAAAGACCCGCGAAGUCGCGACUUUGAAAUCUUGGGAGAGCUACAAUUCUGCUUUCUGAUGGUGUUGACCUUGAACAACAACUCAUGCUUGGAACAAUGGAUGCGAUUGCUCGGCCUGCUAUUGACGUGCCAAACUGCUGUCAAAGAACGCUUUCACCUGUUCCUCGAGCUUCUGAAAACGCUGCGGUUGCAGUUGGCUCACUGUGGAGACAUGGACGCGAGUAUGUUUGACAUGAACGAGCACGGUGGAGGCUUCCUCCGCCCACUACUUCAAAGGUUUCGAAAAGGCCUCGAUGACUUCGACGGGAAACGCAAAUCUGACAUUAUCGAUGAAUUCGAUGACCUCCAAGAUUUCCUACAGAAAGAAUUUGGGUGGCAGAUGGACGAUUCGUACGUGAAACGGGGUAUGCUGGAGCUUGAGGAUGGCGAACAAGUCGAGAUGGACAUGAACGGCGCAGAUGAAGACGAUGAGUCUGGCGAUUUUGCACCAACCGUUGUGGAGCUGACACCUGCGCAACUAAAACAGCUGAAUGGCAGCAACGUGAAUGGUUCACUCUCGGAUGAAUCAGAAGAAGAGGCCGAUCUUGACGGAAUGGACACUCGCUACUGAUGCUUCGAUAGACCGUGCAUUGCCGGUGAGGCAAAUGCGGAUGGCUCGUACACCAAGAUCGACUUCACUGCGCCUUCUUCGCCAAGCUGCUUGAAUAGUGUUGAAUCUGCUCCAUCGAUGUUGGUCGCUCUUCAAAGAGAACUCCACCAUAUUUAGCUGGUGCCAGAGGAAUCUAGCCGGCUAUAUGCUUUAUGUCCUCGCACAGCACAUUUUGGUGCAGUGUCAUCCCGAAUUCUGGGCCAGGGUAGCCCGGGCCUGAGGGC